AUGCUCUCUUUUCUCUUAUGCGACCACUCCUUUGGGAGAAAGGGAAAACAGCCAUGGAAAGAAAUCGAGGAUGAGGCUACGCGUCUCCAUGACCUUCCGUCAUGGAACGCCCCCGAUAACUCGCUUAUGUUCCAGGCAUUUGAAUGGCAUGUUCCUGAUGAUCAGGCUCACUGGCGUCGCCUCCUCCAAAAAUUACCCACGCUGAAGUGUAUGGGUGUUGACAAUAUAUGGAUUCCUCCAGGGUGUAAAGCUAUGAGUCCUUCUGGCAACGGAUACGACAUCUACGACCUCUACGACCUAGGCGAGUUUGACCAGAAGGGGGCUCGUCCGACGAAAUGGGGAACAAAAGAGGAAUUGCGAAAUUUUAUUUCCGGGGCGCAAGAUCAGGGAAUAGGGAUCUAUUGGGAUGCUGUGCUCAAUCAUAAGGCUGGGGCUGAUUUCACAGAACGCUUCCCAGCAGUGAAGGUAGAUCCGCAGAAUCGGAAUCAAGAAAUCUCAAUACAAGAGGAUAUUGACGGCUGGGUAGGAUUCAAUUUUCCCGGUCGUGGUGACCAGUAUAGCGCAGUGAAAUAUCACUGGCCUCAUUUCAAUGGCGUCGACUGGAAUGAUAUUCGGCAAGAAAAGGCUGUCUUUAAAACAAAAUGUCUCAAUAAGGACUGGGCGACCGAUGUCAGUAACGAGAAUGGGAACUAUGAUUACCUCAUGUUCGCGAAUCUUGACUAUUCAAAUCCAGAGGUGCGGGAUGAUGUUCUCCAUUGGGGAAGUUGGAUUACCACCGAACUGUCUCUCAGUGGUAUGAGAUUGGACGCAGUGAAGCACUAUUCAGCUGAAUUCCAGAAGACUUUCAUUGACGAGCUUCGGAGACAGUUGGGUGAGAAGUUCUUUUUCGUUGGAGAAUACUGGUCAAGCAAAACAAACAUCCUACUUGAUUAUCUGGAACGGAUGGACCACCAACUGUCACUGUUUGACGUCCCUCUAGUCGACCGAUUCUCUGCCAUUUCGCACACCAAAGGAGCAGAUAUGCGGCGGAUAUUUGACGGAACCCUCGUUCAGAAAAGUCCUGACCAUGCAGUUGUAAGAUUACCUGUCAGCCAACUUGAAACACAUCUGACUCAACCAGGGCAAUCGCUGGAGACUCCCAUCGCAGCCUUCUUUAUACCACUUGCGUACGCCUUAAUCCUUCUUCGUGAAAAAGGUCAACCGUGCCUUUUCUAUGGGGACGUCUACGGCACUUCAAGAGACAACAAAUAUCCCGAUAGAGCCCUAUAUGCGAACCAGAUCUCAACUCUCACACAGGCUCGCAAGCUGUAUGCGAAUGGCGCCCAGAGAGAUUACUUUGAUAAAGCAAACUGCAUCGGGUUUAUCCGCUACGGAAACAAGCGCCAUCCUUCCGGCCUUGCCUGUAUCUUGAGCAAUGCCGGGCCAUCUCGGAAGUGCAUGUUCGUUGGCCGCACACAUGCUGGGGAACGAUGGACAGAUAUCUUGAAUAGCCGGGAAGAAACAGUCAAGAUUAACAGGAAAGGCUAUGGGACGUUUUAUGUCGGUGCCUAUAGCGUUAGUGUCUGGGUAAACUCUUCUGUGGAGUGCAGGGAGAAUCUCCAUCAGAUCCUAUGA
Molecule: messenger RNA, 1614 nt
Organism: Aspergillus versicolor CBS 583.65
Lineage: Eukaryota; Fungi; Ascomycota; Eurotiomycetes; Eurotiales; Aspergillaceae
Product: alpha-amylase
Exons: 6
Coding region: 1-1614 (537 amino acids)
Biological process (GO): carbohydrate metabolic process
Molecular function (GO): calcium ion binding; hydrolase activity, hydrolyzing O-glycosyl compounds
Source: RefSeq, a predicted model, not a curated record